Messenger RNA from Anastrepha obliqua, 2070 nucleotides. RefSeq names its product venom carboxylesterase-6-like. Bases 71 to 1867 code for a protein of 598 amino acids. The record is from RefSeq and is a predicted model, not a curated record. The transcript is spliced from 8 exons. NCBI's taxonomy places the organism in Eukaryota, Metazoa, Arthropoda, Insecta, Diptera, Tephritidae.
CUCGUAUCAGUCGCUAUUCAACCGCCAAGUUAGGUGGAUCGAUUAUAUUGGCUACGGUAUAGAAAUAAAAAUGUUGAAGUGUAUAAACCGACUGACCAGUGCUUUAAUGCCUGCAAUGAUUUUUAUACUUUGUCUUCUUGUUUGGAGUGAUCUUUACGCAUUGACCGCGGCGCGUACGUCGGAUAUUUUAAAAGUGCAACUACCACAUGGAGGAGUACUAGUUGGACGUCAUCAGAUCUCACAUAAAGGACGUCAUGUAAGAGCUUUUUUGGGUAUACCCUAUGCUCUGCCACCCGUUGGAGAAUUGCGAUUCAAGCCACCUGUGCCGUAUGGCUCUUGGUUGGGUGAGCGACUCGCUGUACAAGAUUCAGAUGUUUGUAUACAUCGUGAUCCUUUCACACGGCAAAUGGAAAUCCACGGCAGCGAGGAUUGUCUGUAUCUAAAUGUUUAUACUCCAGAGCAACCCAAAUCAUCGAAACCCUUGCCGGUUAUGUUCUAUAUACACGGCGGUGGCUUUAUAAGCGGUUCCGGCAUAAGCAGCUACUAUCCUCCGGAUUACUUACUCGAUCAUGAUAUCAUACUCGUUUCGGGAAAUUACCGCUUAGGCCCACUCGGUUUCCUGAGCUCUGAAACUUUAGACUGUCCCGGCAAUUUCGGCUUAAAGGAUCAAGUGGAAAUGUUGCGUUGGGUGCAGAAAAAUAUUGCAGCUUUCGGUGGAGAUCCGAAUAGUGUAACGAUAUUCGGUAACAGCGCGGGCAGUGCUAGUGUCACAUACCAGUUGAUCUCAAAUUCAACAAAAGGUCUCUUCCACAAAGCCAUUGCACAAUCGGGCACCUAUUUCUGUCCAUGGGGACAACCAGAGCAUAAAGGUAUUGCCGCAAAGCGUGCCCGAGAGAUGGCACAAAUGGUUGGCUGCAAUCCUGACGAAAAAUGGCAAAAACUAUUGCGGUGUUUGCGCACCAAGAAUGCUGAUGAUAUUGUUGCAACACUUUACGAAUUUUUCGAAUGGGACUUCGAUCCGGCGAUACCAUUUCAACCAGUCGUGGAGCCGCCACAUAAAGACGCAUUCCUCACAGCUUCUCCACGUGAUACCGACAUACCACAUGGUUUCUCCUUACCCCUCAUAAUAGGAAUCACUUCAGAGGAGGGUCUACUUAAGACCGCGCCGAUUCUUAACUUGCCUGGCCUCUUGGACGAAUAUAAAACACAAUUUCACACGAUUCUACCAAUUCAACUACAGUACGAUCAUCAUUCAGCAGAAGUGCGCGAAGAAAUUACAAAAAAAAUUGAAGAUUUUUACUUUAAAGAGGGGCAUACGUAUGACAAAUACAACCAUCAAAAUUUUACUGAUCUUCUUUCAGAUGGCAUGUUUGUUGUUGGCGUUGAUGAAUAUAUACACCAGCGUGUAGAAGCUCAAAAUUCAUUGGAUUUGCCUCCAUUUUAUGUAUAUAUCUUCGAACACCGCGCCCCAGCUAGUUUAACAGAGCUUUUCGAAGGUGGAAGCGAGGAUUUUUAUGGUGUCUGUCAUGCUGAGGAAUUGCAAUACCUCUUUCCAGUAGGACUACAGUGGUUCGUAAGCGCAACCCCCACUGAAGACGACGUGAAACUCCGUGAGGCUAUUCUACAGAUGUGGGUGAACUUCGCUACAGAAGGUAACCCAACGCCCACGCAGUCUGCUCUUCCGCAGUGGGAGCCAGUCAAAGGCUACCCAGUGAAUUACGCCCAAUUGGGGCACAAAAGCCCAGAAGAAUUUACAAUACUGCAAAUGGAGCGGGAUGUCUAUGGAAAUCGUAUAAAGUUCUGGCAACAACUUCAAGCUCAUAUUCCGGCAGAACAGCGCAAAAGGAAAAUAAGAGAUGAACUAUAAGCAACGGAAGUGUCGCAAUUGCCCUUGAUGUACAUGCAUAGUAUUACUAAGAUGUAUUGCAUAUACGAGUAUAUAAUGUUUGCUUUUUGGCACAGUUAUAAUUUUUUUAAACAUAAUGUGGCAUAUAUCUGUGGACAUUUUCGAAAACAACUUAUGUGACUUUAACAGGUUUUGCUUUGAAGCCAAUAAAUGUUAUUAAAUUA